GCCUUCCUUCGUCACUUCCGCUGCCGCGGCUCCUCCCUCCGUCGGCGGUACUCAGCUCGGGGUCCCUGUGUCCAGGGCUGCUGUGAGUGGGGGCGGGGACGCGACCUGCCGAAGGGGCGCCGAAAGGGAAGGGGACAUUGGGAACCCACGGGCAGGUGGAUGCGAAGGCCGCCACCGCGGAACGGGCCGCGCCUGCGCAGUAGCUCCCAAGCGCUGGGCCUAGCCGCGCCACGCCCCCUCCGCGGGCCCACCCUCCCAUUGGUCACCCUAACAGGGCCAGACGCAGGAGCCAAUCAGCGGUGGAGGAGAAGGAGGGCAUGGCUCCCACCUCCCACCUGAGAGCCAAGCCCCGCCAGGGGUCAGUGACGUUCCAGGAUGUGGCCGUGGACUUCUCCUGGGAUGAGUGGGGGCAUCUGGGCCCCGCCCAGAAGGAGCUGUACCGGGAGGUGAUGCUGGAGAACUACGGGAACCUGGUGUGCCUGGGACUUGCAAGAUCCAAACCAGAUGUGAUCCAUCGGCUGGAACAAGGGGAAGCGCCCUGGAGGCCAGGGGAAGGCUUCUCCAGAAGCAGCCGUCCAGAUUGGGAAACUAGACUUGAAAACAAAGAGUUAAGUCCAACACUGAGCAUAUUUAUAGAAGAAUCUUCCAGGGAAAAACUCAGAAUGGGCAGUCCUCGGGUUUUAAAGCUGAGAGAAGCCUGGGAAUGUGAUACCAACUUAAAGAGUCUACAGAAUCGUGAAGAGAAACAAUCUAGCAAAAUAAAAAUCACCCGGAGGAAACGGCGCAGUAAAGUAAAAAACCACGAAUAUAAUAAGAAUGGCAGAAGCUUUGGUGUAGAACCAGUCCCUUCAGAAUUGAUCAUUCCUAAGGAUAACGAGAAUGGGAAACCAUUUGGUAAUCAUUCAGACCUUAUUAAAAAUCAUAGACUAAACACUGAUGAGAAACCUUAUGAAUGUAAUGAAUGUGGAAAAACUUUCCUUUGGUCAACAGAACUUACCCACCACCAGAGAAUUCAUACAGAAGAGAAACCUUUUGAAUGUAAGGGCUGUGGGAAGGCCUUCCGCUGGAAUUCACAGCUUAUUCUACAUGAGGGAAUCCACAGUGGAGAGAAACCUUUUGAAUGUGAAGAGUGUGGAAAAGCCUUUCGCCUGAGGUCACAGCUUACUUUACACCAGCGAAUCCAUACUGGAGAGAAACCUUUUGUAUGCAACAAAUGUGGGAAAGCAUACAGGCUGAGCUCACAACUUACUCUACACCAGAGAAUUCAUACUGGAGAAAAGCCUUUUAAAUGUAAAGAAUGUGGGAAGGCUUUUCACCUAAGUGGACGGCUUACUGUACACCAGAGAAUUCAUACUGGAGAGAAACCUUAUGGAUGUAAUGAAUGCGGGAAGGCCUUCCUUAUGAGGUCACAGCUUAUUGCACACCAGAGAAUUCACACUGGAGAGAAACCUUAUGAAUGUAAUGAAUGUGGGAAGGUCUUCCGCCUGAGUGGACAACUUACAGUACACCAGAGAAUUCAUACUGGAGAGAAACCGUGUGAAUGUAAAGAAUGUGGGAAGGCCUUCCGCCUACAGUCACAGCUUACUGUACACCAGAGAAUCCAUACUGGGGAGAAACCUUAUGAAUGUAAUGUAUGUGGGAGGGCAUUCCGCCGGAACUUAGAGCUUACCUUACACCAGAUACUUCAUACUGGAGAAAAACCUUAUAAAUGUGAUGAAUGUGGGAAAGCCUUUGGCCACAGGACAAAACUAACUGUGCACCAGAGAAUUCAUACUGGAGAGAAACGUUAUGAGUGUAAUGAAUGUGGAAAGGCCUUUUACCAGAGUGGACAGCUUACUUUACACCAGAGAAUUCAUACUGGAGAGAAACCUUGUGAAUGUAAAGAAUGUGGGAAGGCCUUCCGCCUGCAAUCACAGCUUACUGUACACCAGAGAAUCCAUACUGGGGAGAAACCUUUUGAAUGUAAUGAAUGUGGGAAGUCCUUUCAGUGGAGGUCUCUAAUUAUAGUACAUCAGAGAAUUCAUACUGGAGAGAAACCUUUUGAAUGUAAUGAAUGUGGGAAAGCCUUCCGCUUGCAGUCACAGCUUACAUCACACCAGAGAAUCCAUACUGGAGAGAAACCAUAUGAAUGUAAUGAAUGUGGGAAGGACUUUCAGUGGAGGUCUUUGCUUGCAGUCCAUCAGAGAAUUCAUACAGGAGAGAAACCUUUUAAAUGUAACGAAUGUGGGAAAGCCUUCCGCCUCAGUGGACAGCUUACUUCACACCAGAAAGUUCAUACUGGAAAGAAUCCUUAUGAAUGUAAUGAAUGUGGGAAGACCUUUUGCAGGAGAUCCCAUCUUAUUGGACAUAAGAGAUACCAUAGUAGAGAGAAACUUUAUGAAUGUGAUGGAUGGGAAAGGCCUUUUGAUGUAGUCUAGGACUAUAGCUGAUCAGAGAAUCCAUAUUGGAGAGAAAACUUAUGAAUAUAAUGUGGAAGAGCAUUUGUAUGAGCUCUGGGCCUUGUGAUCAUCAAAUAAUUCAUACUAGAGAGAAACCUUAAGAUUGUAAUGAAUGUGAAAAGUCCUUCCACUGGGGAUCCCAUCUUAUUAUACAUCAAAGAAUUUAUAAUGAACAAACUAAAAAUUAAAUGAAAGGCUUUUAUCAGCACAAACUUGACAGCAUCAGAUGAUAUGUAGAAAUGUAAUAAAUGUAGGAAGCCUUUCCAUCUAAAAAGUUGACUUACUGAUCAUCAGAGAACCAUAUUUCAUCAGAAGCUUAGAAGAGUAAUAAUCAUACAUACACCUUUUUUUGAAGCAUGAUGUUUACUGGACAUCAGAUUAUUUGUCCUGGAGAUAAACCUUGUAAUUGUGAUGAAUGUGGGAUUAUACCUUCCUUUGGAACACACAAUUUAAUCAUCAAAGUAAUGGUGUAGAGAUUGGCAAUAAUUGAGGGAAAAAUAGCUUUCAGAGCAUCCAUCUUAUCAGUCUCUUCAUACUUAUGAGAAAAAUCACAUGAAUAAUGAAUAUGAAAAAGUCUUUCAGCCACAAUACAACUUUAGGAUUUGAACAAUCAUGUAAUCUUUCAGCUUCCAAGAAUGAGAAGGUAACAAUGCCUUUACAUUGUGCCUUUGUUGGACCGUAUCUGGAGUAUUGGGCUCUGCUUGGGGCAUUAGAGUUUAAGAAGGACAUUGAGAAGGUGGAAAACAUUUGAAAUACAGCAGCUAGUACUUGAAUGAGGCUCAGUAGAAGGGUCUGAGAAUGGUUAGCAUGGAGAAGAGAAGACUUGUGGCAUGUUAGCUAUGUGGAAAAGGGAUUACAUUUGCUCUGCUUAUCUCCAAAGGUGCAGAACUGGGAAAAACCAGUGAAAACUGCAAACAGGCAAGAUCUAGAAUAUCAAAAGAUUUCAUGAAAAGAGAUAGGGACAAGGAAGAACAGAGCACCUCACACCUCAAACUAUAUUAUAAAUGUACCAGUCAUCAAAACUAUCUUGUAGUGGCUAAAAAAAGAGAAAAGAUCCAUGGAUAAGGGAAGAAUUUGUGAUGAAAAAAGAGCAUUAUAGGAAGUAAAAUGGAUAAUUUUGAUUACAUUAAAAAGGUUUUGCAUAAGCAAAUCUAAUGCAGCCAUACUGGGAAAAUAAUUUUUAUACUAAGUUUCUCUGAUAAAGGCUGUAUUUCUUAAGUAUAUGGAGAGCAGAGUCAAAUCUAUAAGACUACAAGUUAUUGCCCAAUUUCUUGUUGUUGUUUGUCUUUCAUUCUUGAAGAGGACCAAUGACAUCAUGAGGGUGAUGUCCUGACUUGCUCAUGAAUUGGAUUUAAGUGUAGCAGAGCUGCACAAAGUCAUCAGCCUCACUCUUAUCCAGUGAAAAGACAAGAGUUGAGAUGACUGGUGAGGGCCCAAGAUGCAGUGGGUGACUGGCUUUUUAAAAUUAAAGUCUUUCCCAGGUCUCAGUUUGUCUGCUCUGAUUGAGAAAUGGUCAAAAAAUAUGAACAGGCAGUUACCAGAAGAAAUCAAAGCUAUCUAUAGUCACAUGAACAAAAAAUGCUCUAAAUCACUGUUGAUUAGAAAAAUGCAAAUUAAAACAACUCUGAAGUGCCACCUCACAUAUAUCAAAUGGUUAAUAUGACAUGAAAAUGAUGUGCUGAAGGGAAUGUGGUAAAAAUGGGUACACUAAUGCAUUGUUGGAGUUGUGAACUGAUCCAAUCAUUCUGAAGAGCAAUUUGGAACUCUGCCCAAUGGGCUAUAAAACUGCAUGCCCUUUGACCUAGUACUACCACUACUAGGUUUGUGUCCCAAAGAGAUAAAAGGAAAAGGACCUAUGUGUACAAAAGUAUUUAUAGCAACUCUUUUUGUGGUGGCAAAAAAAUUGGAAAUUGAGGGGAUGCUCAUCAAUUGGGGAAUGACUGGACAAGUUGUUGUAUAUAAUUGUGAUGGAAAAUUCAUACUAUAAGAAAUGAACAGGAGAGAGAAAGACUUACAUGAACUAAUGCAAAGUGAAUUGAGCAGAACCAGGAGAACAUUGUACACAGUAACAGCAGCAUUGUGGAAUGAAGACUUGUGAAUGACUUAGUUAUAGUUUCAGCAACACAGUAAUCUAAGACAAUUCUGAAGGACUUAUGAUGAAAAAUGCUAUCCACUUCCAGAAAAAGAACUGGUGGAGUUUGAAUACUUCUUAAAAAAAAACAAUUAUCUUUCUUGUUUUGGGGGGGGGUAAUCUGUGUUUUCUUUUGCAACAUGGCUAUUAUGGAAAUAUAUUUUGCAUGACUGCACAUGUAUAAUCUAUAUCAAAUUGCUUGCCUUCUCAAGGAAGGGGGGGGAGGGAUAGAAUUUGGAACUCAAGAUUUAAAAAAAUGAAUGUUAAAAGUUGUUUUUACAUGUAAUUGGAAAAAUAAGUUUAAAAAUUUUCAAAUAGAUCAUUGAAAUCAAUUAAACAAGAGAGAGUAAGAAACAAUUGAACUCAGUAACCCCAUGUUUGAUAAACUUUAAAACUAAUUAUGUGCUUAAGAAAGACCCCUUAUUUGAUUAAAAUGAGGAAAACUGGAAAGCAAUCUGGCAGAAAUUAGGUUUAGACCAGCAUCUUACAGCACAUUCCACAGUACCUUCUAAAUGGAUAUUUGAUCUUAAUAUUAAAAAUAAAUACCAUGAAAUCAUUAGAAGGGAAAUAGAUCAUAUGCCUCUCCUAGCUAUGGGUAGGAUAUGCAUUGUCCAAAUAAGGGACAGAAGCAAUUAGAAAAGCUAAAAUACAUAACUUUGAUUAUAUGGAAUUGAAAAGUUUCAGCACAAACAAAAUGCAUCCAGGAUAAUAAGGGAAACAGUUAAAUGGGAAUAAAUCUUUGUAUCAGAUUUUUCUGGUAAGAGUUUGGUAUCCAAGAUGUACGAACAAAAAUACACAUACAUAUUCAUAUAUGUGUGUGUACAACCCAAAGCCAAAGGAUAUGUCAAAGGCCAUAUGAAAGAGUGCUCCAAAUCACUAAGAAAAAUGCAAAUCAAAAUAACCUGAAGUUUCACCUAACACCUUGCAAAUUGGCAGAAAUGCCAAAAGAUGUUAAUAGUCAAUGUUGGAAUAGUUAUGGGAAGUUAGGCACUAUAGCACAUUGUUGUAGCAUACAAUCCUUUUGGGGAACACUAGAAUUAUGCAAAUAAAUUGGCUAAAAUGUCUUUACCGUUUGACUCAGAGACUCCACUACUGGGGUUAUACUGAAAGGAGGCCAUUGAUUAGAAGAAAGUCUCCAUGUACACUGAAGUAUAGCAACACUUUGAAUUAGUAAAGAACCGGAAACAAAAGUAGAUGUUUAUCAAUUGUUGUUUGUUGUUCAGUCAUUUCAGUCAUGUUUGACUCUGUGACCCAUCUGGAGUUUGCUUGGCUGAUAUACUGGAGUGGUUUGCCAUUUCCUUCUCCAGAUCAUUUUAUA
This is a messenger RNA of Trichosurus vulpecula (common brushtail), 5887 nucleotides long. Its product is annotated as zinc finger protein 420-like. The record is from RefSeq and is a predicted model, not a curated record. Gene Ontology annotation, biological process: negative regulation of transcription by RNA polymerase II. The coding region runs from base 318 to 2417 and encodes 699 amino acids. NCBI's taxonomy places the organism in Eukaryota, Metazoa, Chordata, Mammalia, Diprotodontia, Phalangeridae. Gene Ontology annotation, molecular function: DNA-binding transcription repressor activity, RNA polymerase II-specific. The transcript has 4 exons.